AUCCUUAUAAUUUAAACAUGAAACGACAAUUCUACCCUCAUGUUUAUCCAAUUUCAAAGAUAUUUUGUUAAAAAAAAGUCAUAAAAUUACCUCUUUCUUUGGUUCCAAAAUUCUCAAAAGAGAAGUUUGACAAUUGGUGCAUCCGAAUGAAGGCCAUACUCGGUGCACAUGAUGUGUGGGAAAUUGUCGAGAAUGGAUAUGAUGCUCCUAAAGACAUGAGUGCUCUUACACAAGCACAAAAGGAUCAGUUUAACAGCAUCAAGAAAAAGGAUCAAAAGGCCGUUUCUCUUAUUCACCAAGCAUUGGAUGAGGUUACCUUUGAGAAGGUUUCUAAUGCCACCACAGUAAAGGGUCUGUGGGAGAAGCUUCAAGCUGCCUGUAAAGGAAAAGAAAAGGCAAAGAAAGUGCGCCUCCAAAGUUUGAGAGUUACGGAGAAGUUUGAUUAUGUGGUGAUAGCCAUUGAAGAAUCAAAGGACUUGGAAGACAUGACUGUUGAAGAGUUAAGUGGUUCACUUGAAGCACAUGAGGAGAAGCUCAAUAGAAGAAAGAAAGAGCCUGUGGAGCAGGUUCUACAGUCAAGACUUUCUCUGGGUGAUAAAGAACAAAAGGGAGGCACAAGUCAAGGAGGACGAGGUCGAGGUCGAGGCCGUGGACGCAGUCAUGGUCGAGGACGUGGAAGAGGAGGAAGAAGUGUCCAGAACACUGAUCAAAGCAGAGAUGAAAAUUUUCAAUUCUCCUUUUUGAGAGGUCGUGGCAGAGGAGGAUCAAGGCCAUAUCAGAAGAGGUAUGACAAAUCCCAAAUUCAAUGCUACACUUGUCAUAAGUUUGGGCAUUAUUCAUGGGAAUGCAGAUUUGGCAACAAUGUGAAAGCCAAUUUCUCUCAAGAUGAAGAUAAAGAAGUUAACGCAGAGGUGGAGACAACUCUCUUGUUGGCCUGCAAAGAUAUGAAGAGUGAAGGAAAGCACUCUUGGUACCUUGAUACUGGAGCAAGCAACCACAUGUGUGGAAACAAAGAAUUAUUUGUGGAGCUUGAUGAGAAAGUUGGCGGCAACAUCACCUUUGGAGACUCUUCCAAAAUACCAGUGAGGGGUAAAGGUAAAAUUCUGAUACGCAUGAAGGAUGGAAAUCAUCAAUUUAUCUCAAAUGUUUAUUAUGCACCUGACAUGAAGAGUAAUAUUUUGAGUGUGGGCCAACUGUUAGAAAAGGGAUAUGCUGUUUUCACAAAAGGUUGCAGUUUGUACUUGAAAGAUUCUGCAGGAAGCUUGAUUGCCAAAGUCUCAAUGUCAAAGAAUCGUAUGUUUGCUAUGAACAUACAUACAGAUGUGGCUAAAUGCUUAACAUCUUGUUAUAAAGAUUCUUCAUGGUUGUGGCAUUUGAGAUUUGGGCAUAUGAACUUUGGAGGACUUAAGGCUAUGGCUAGCAAAAGAAUGGUGAAAGGCUUGCCCUCGAUGAAUCAACCUGAUCAACUUUGUGAAGGUUGUCUUCUUGGUAAACAAUCAAGAAAGAGCUUCCCAAAACAGUCCCAAUCAAGAGUUACGAGGCCACUACAGCUAGUUCACACUGAUGUCUGUGGGCCGAUCACCCCAUGUUCUUUCGACAUUGAGCCUAUUAACUUCAAUGAAGCUGCCAAAGAUGAAAAGUGGAGAAAAGCAAUGGACGAGGAGAUGAAUGCAAUUAAAAAGAAUGAUACUUGGGAGCUAGUCACUCUUCCUCAAGGACAUGCUACUAUUGGAGUGAAAUGGGUGUUCAAAGAGAAAAAGAAUUCUAAAGGAAAGGUAGAAAGAUACAAAGCAAGGCUUGUGGCUAAAGGCUAUAAGCAGCAACAUGGCAUCGACUAUGAAGAGGUUUUUGCACCGGUAGCUCGUCUAGAGACGAUAAGGUUGAUAAUUUCUCUAGUAGCUCAAAACCAGUGGAAGAUUUUCCAAAUGGAUGUCAAGUCAGCCUUCCUAAAUGGCUCUCUUGAAGAAGAGGUGUAUGUUCAACAACCUCUCGGCUAUGUUGUAAAGGGUGAAGAGAACAAGGUGCUUAAACUGAAGAAAGCUCUCUACGGCUUGAAACAAGCUCCAAGAGCUUGGAAUUGCAGAAUCGACAGAUACUUUCAAGAGAAUGGCUUUGUCAAGUGCCCUUAUGAAUAUGCUCUCUACGUAAAGGUGGGCAAUGGUGGAAUUUUAAUUGUUUGCCUAUAUGUAGAUGAUCUAAUCUUUACAGGCAAUAAUCCAAGUAUGUUUGAAGAAUUCAAAAGGGCAAUGAGCAAUGAGUUUGAAAUGACAGAUAUAGGACUCAUGUCCUAUUAUCUUGGCAUAGAAGUGAAGCAGAUGGAGGAAGGGAUCUUCAUUUCACAAGAAAAUUAUGCGAGAGAGGUGCUUAAAAGAUUCAACAUGAGCAAUUGUAAACCAGUGAAUACUCCGGUUGCCGGUGGCAUGAAGCUGUCCAAGUUUGAAGAAGGUGGAAGUGUAGAUGCAACUCUUUUUCGGAGUUUAGUUGGAAGUUUGAGAUAUUUAACUUGCACAAGACCUGAUAUUUUGUUCGGAGUUGGAUUGGUUAGUCGAUAUUUGGAGGCUCCUACAACAGUUCAUCUAAAGGCAGCAAAGAGGAUCCUUCGCUAUGUAAAAGGUACUACUAAUUUCGGGUUGAAUUACUUUGCCUCUAAUGACUUUACUCUUAGAGGUUUCAGUGAUAGUGAUUGGGCCGGAGAUAUUGAUGAUAGAAAGAGCACCACUGGAUUGUGUUUUACAUGGGUGAUACAGCUUUUACUUGGAGCUCGAAAAAUUUGGUUGAGAAAUUUGCUAAAGGAGCUUCAUUUCACACAAGAGGGCCCAACGGAAAUAUAUGUUGACAACAAAUCUUCAAUUGCAUUGGCAAAGAAUCCUCAAUUUCAUGAACGAAGCAAACAUAUUGAUACCAAGUAUCAUUAUGUGCGCCAGUGUGUUGAAGACAAAGUGGUGCAGCUAAUUUUUGUGAAAUCUCACGAUCAGAUGGCAGACAUCCUUACCAAGGCUCUCAAGUUUGAUGAUUUCAAGAAAUUAAGAAGCUGUCUUGGAGUUGGAAAGAGUCAUGUUUAAAGGGGGGUGUUGAAAGGAUAAACAUGCCUUGAAUAUCCAGUUCAUGUAUCUGGUAUGAGUAGUAUUUAAUAAUGUAUCUAGGAGAAUGGGAUUCAUGUAUACCAGUUAAUUAGGAAAGAACCAGUGUUUGUGAUUUAUCUAUAAAUAACUUUGUAAGUU
Rubroshorea leprosula is the source of this 3221-nucleotide messenger RNA. Lineage: Eukaryota; Viridiplantae; Streptophyta; Magnoliopsida; Malvales; Dipterocarpaceae. The record is from the annotation of a GenBank genome assembly.